AUGAAGCUCCUCAAUACACUUCUUACGGCACUGGGCGCGAGCCUAUGCUGUGCUCGCACCCUACAGAUUCGUGGUGGACGACCAUUCGACGUCAUCCAGAGUCCCCACGAGAGAGAUGUGCUCCAAGAUAUCGUGACGUGGGAUGAACACUCGUUGUUCAUCAAUGGAGAACGGGUCACUAUAUUCUCUGCUGAGAUACACCCGUUCCGACUCCCCGUGCCAAGCUUGUACCUGGAUCUGUUCCAGAAAGUCAAGGCAGCGGGAUUCAACAUGGUUUCGUUUUAUGUUGACUGGGCCUUGCUUGAGGGAAAGCCGGGUGAAUUUCGGUCUGAAGGCGUUUUGGCCAUUGAGCCGUUCAUCGAUGCUGCAAAGGAGGCGGGUAUCUUCCUCCUGGCUCGGCCUGGGCCAUACAUCAAUGCUGAAGCAUCUGGAGGCGGCUUUCCAGGCUGGCUGCAGAGGGUCAAGGGAACGCUCAGAACGAAUGCUUCGGAUUAUCUGAGUGCUACCGACAACUACAUGGAACACAUUUGCUCCAUUAUUGCAAAAGCUCAAAUCACCAACGGUGGGCCGGUCAUCCUGUUCCAGCCCGAGAACGAGUAUAGUGCCGGUGAUGGUGUCCCCUUUCCCAGCCACGAGUACCUCAAAUAUGUGAACGACCAAGCCAGAAAUGCCGGCAUUGUGGUGCCUCUCAUCAAUAACGACGCAUGGCAAGGUGGCACUGGCGCACCUGGGUCAGGGAUCGGAGCAGUAGAUAUCUACGGACAUGAUGGUUAUCCCGCAGGAUUUGACUGUGCCAACCCCCAUACCUGGCCUAAGGACGGCCUUCCAACAACAUGGCACGCAGAGCACAUGCAAAAGAGUCCCAAUACCCCAUACUCUAUCAUCGAGUUUCAAGGAGGCGCGUUCGAUCCUCCUGGAGGUGGAGGUUUUGAAAACUGCUACGUCCUCACCAACCACGAAUUUGCUCGCGUAUUUUACAAGAACAACCUUGCAGCGGGUGUUACAAUCUUCAACAUCUAUAUGACCUUUGGUGGUACCAACUGGGGAAAUCUUGGUCAUUGUGACGGCUACACAUCCUACGACUACGGAGCAGCAAUCAAGGAGGAUCGAUCCAUCGACCGGGAAAAGUACUCCGAGAUCAAGCUCCAGGGCCAAUUCUUGCGAGUCUCCCCAAGCUACGCGACCGCAACGCCAGGCAACCGUUCCACGUCUCGAUUCACUGACAAUGAGGAUAUUGCCGUUACUCCACUUACCACAGAGAAGGAAGGGUCUUUCUUUGUUGUGAGACAUGCGGACUUUACGAGCACCGAGUCAUCCUCCUACAAGCUCAAGUUGCCAACUUCGGCCGGAACUCUGGCGGUUCCCCAGUUGGGCGGUUCACUCUCACUGAACGGCAGAGACUCCAAGAUUCAUGUCGCUGAUUAUGCUGUUGGAGAGCACACAGUACUCUACUCGACAGCAGAGGUCUUGACUUGGAAGAAGUUUGGCGACAAGACGGUUCUCAUACUCUACGGUGGCCCUGAUGAGCUUCAUGAGGUUGCUAUCACAGGGAAAUCGGCCUUCAAAGUAGUUGAGGGAAGUGGUGUCAAGUCUGAUACCAAGAAGAAUGCCAACAUCCUUCAAUGGAAGACAUCUUCAUCUCGACGGGUGGUUCAGCGGGAUUCACUCUUCAUUUACCUGCUAGACCGAAACUCGGCAUACAAGUAUUGGGUACCGGAUUUGCCCGGAAAAGGCGAUCGAGCUGCAUAUGGAACUUCGGUCAUGAACCCUGACUCGGUCAUCAUCAACGGACCACAGCUGGUUCGAUCAAUCUCCAUUCAGGGCUCCAAACUGUCUGUCCAGGCAGAUUUCAAUAUCUCUUCCACGCCAUUGGAGAUUAUCGGAGCUCCAAAGGGCGUUUCCAAGCUGGUCUUGAACGGCAAAGAGCUACGAUAUGAGAAGUCGAAGCUAGGAAACUGGAUCGCCCAACGAGAUGUCGAACUCCCCAUCAUCAAGGAAUUGGAUCUAUCUUCGUUGGAUUGGAACUACGUUGACUCUCUUCCUGAGAUCAAGAAAGACUACAACGAUGCAAAAUGGACUGUGGCCGAUAAGACUACCACCAACAACACGCGAGUUCCACUCCAGAACACGGUGUCUCUUUAUGGUUCCGACUACGGAUUCCACGCCGGUGCUCUCAUAUACAGAGGCCACUUCACUGCCGACGGCUCUGAAACACAGCUCAAGCUAUGGACGCAAGGUGGGCGAGCUUUUGCCACUGCAGUGUGGCUCGAUGACAAGUUCCUCGGCUCAUUCACCGGCAAUGGUGCCACCGGAAACUUCAACUCUACGUAUGAGCUACCGAAACUUCAAAAGGGAAGGCGAUAUGUUGUAACAGUGGUCGUUGACAACACGGGGCUUAACGGAAACUGGACGCCUGGCUACGAUGAACAAAAGAGUCCACGUGGUAUUCUGGAUUGGGCUCUCGUGUCCAAGAGCGGCCGUGAAACUCCAAUCGCCAAGUGGAAGCUUACGGGCAACUUGGGGGGUGAAGACUACGUGGACAUAUUCCGCGGUCCUCUCAACGAGGGAGGUUUCUACUUUGAGCGCCAAGGCUAUCACCUCCCAUCACCGCCACUCAAACGCUUCAAGAAGGGGUCACCAUUCAAGGGCAUUGAAAAAGCUGGAGUUGCCUUUUACACAGCAAAACUUGGCUUGGAUUAUCCUUCCGGACAGUUUGACAUUCCAUUGUCAUUCACGUUCAAGAACACGACAGAUAGUGGGCCGUAUCGUGCUCUCCUCUUUGUCAACGGCUUCCAGUUCGGUCGCUACGUGAGUAGCAUCGGUCCGCAGACGGUGUUCCCUGUCCCAGAAGGAGUUCUCAACUAUCAAGGGGACAACUGGAUUGGGGUGUCUAUUUGGGCACUCGAGGGCAAGGGUGCUAAGUUGCCUGGACUGCGGCUUACUGCUGGUGCUCCCGUGCAGACUGGCCGACAGCCUGUCAAGCUAGUUCAAGGGCCAAAGUAUAGUCAACGUUCUGGAGCAUAUUGA
This is a messenger RNA of Fusarium keratoplasticum, 3027 nucleotides long. Its product is annotated as Beta-galactosidase. The record is from RefSeq and is a predicted model, not a curated record. Lineage: Eukaryota; Fungi; Ascomycota; Sordariomycetes; Hypocreales; Nectriaceae. Gene Ontology annotation, cellular component: vacuole. Gene Ontology annotation, biological process: carbohydrate metabolic process. The transcript has 8 exons. Gene Ontology annotation, molecular function: beta-galactosidase activity. The coding region runs from base 1 to 3027 and encodes 1008 amino acids.